This is a messenger RNA of Fusarium redolens, 531 nucleotides long. RefSeq lists its product as uncharacterized. The transcript has a single exon. The coding region runs from base 150 to 500 and encodes 116 amino acids. NCBI's taxonomy places the organism in Eukaryota, Fungi, Ascomycota, Sordariomycetes, Hypocreales, Nectriaceae. The record is from RefSeq and is a predicted model, not a curated record.
UCAAAGUCGGGGUGGAGUGUCAGUCGUGGCAAUUCAUCAAGCACGUCAAGCACGUCAAGAUGUUCAAGAUGUCUGGUAUUCAAUCAUAAAUUGGUGACGGCCGAAAGGUCUCCCGCUCUCGCAGCCCGUGCAGCGACGUGCAUCCCAGUAUGAUGGCGUUGAUCAGAGUGUCAGUCCCAAAGGUAUCCGCAGGAGUCAAAGUGUCAGUCGUGGCAAUGCUUCAGGCAGCGCCCGGCGUGUUGCCGUUCAGCCGACCUCUCCCAGCAGGCCUCAGACGCCCGGUGGGAGACGCCCAGACGACGUUCGACUCCUUGCUGGAGAGAUGGAAAACCUUCUUCGUGCUCUGCCUGAGGAGUUCCGACCUGCCGCUCAUGAGUGCUGGCGACUGUGCCGAAAUGCCGUCGACGAGAACUCCGCCGAGAACGCGCCCCCCCUCUGCCGCUUCGACGGCCUCACGUGCUGACUCCUCCGCUUCCGUGCUAUGCUCGGGACACCAUUGACGCCGCGAUUCAUAACAAUCUGCCAGCGCCG